Molecule: messenger RNA, 960 nt
Organism: Paraphaeosphaeria sporulosa
Lineage: Eukaryota; Fungi; Ascomycota; Dothideomycetes; Pleosporales; Didymosphaeriaceae
Exons: 1
Coding region: 1-960 (319 amino acids)
Source: RefSeq, a predicted model, not a curated record
AUGCGUUUCUCUAGCAGCGCAAGUCUAUUUGCACUAGGCGUAUUUUUCCUCAGCGCCCUCGGCGGUCCGCUCAAUGGGCAAAGCGCUAGCUCUGACGCUGUGGAUACCGUACUCCGCAGGGACGUGGCCACUUCCCAUAUCGAAGCAGUGUCUAUGAACGUAAGGGCCAUUUUGCCUGCAGAAAUUGAACUCAUACCUCGUGCGCGAGUGCGAAAAGGUAGAACCCGCGCGAAGUCCAAAACCAAAUCGACAAGAAAGAAGAAACUCAAAUCAAAGAUCAAGCCACGACCCACAAAACCAAAAUCCAGAGCAAAGUCGAAAGGGACAAAGACGAAAUCCAAGAACGCACCAAAACCAAAAGCCUCGCAAAAGCCGUGGGAAAAGCCUGUGCCAAGCGAGGCCACCAUCGCAAGAUACUGCAACGUGCCCAAGGACAAGGCGCUUUUUUGGUCUGGAAUGUGGCCCCAAGGCAGCACGUCUAAUGGUGACUGGACACCCAAAUUAGUCCUGCAGUAUGCAGCACAGAAAGGACUAAAGCAUGACGAGUCGGUGUAUCCUAAGGGCUACGUGCGCAGAUACACGAGGCCGAAUGGGAAGCCAUACAACAAGAAGAAGGAACAACUAUUCGCUCAGCGAUUUUCAAAGGUUUUUGCGAGGAAGUCGCGGGGCGUGGUACAUGUGAUGGUGCCGUGGAAGACGGGCCCAAAGGCGGGGAGAGUCUUUGCGAAGGACGAAUGGCCAAUUUUGAAGAGAGCCCUCAAGACGGGGAAGGUAACGAAGAUUAUACAGGUUAAUCCGGCGGACUUUGGAGAGACAAGAGAGUAUGACCCGAAGAGAUACGGUUUGAGGAAGAGAAACGGGGGUGGGAGGAAAGGAGUUGAUUUUGAUAUUGACUUGGAAAAUGUCCCGUGGGAUGUGAACCUCGAUGCGUUGGAGGCGAUGUUCGAUAAGCAGGGGUAG